GGACUGAACCGCGCCUGCGCUACACGGCAGCACGAAGCCAGGGCGGAAGACGACGGGGAGCGGGAUUGAACAGCGCCUGCGCGGAGCGGGGAACCCGACCUCUACUGCGCCUGCGCAGUGCGGCACGGGGCGAUGGAGUCGGACGGCACCUACGAGCCGGGCUUCGUGGGCAUCCGCUUCUGCCAGGAGUGCAACAACAUGCUGUACCCCAAGGAGGACAAGGAGAACCGGAUCCUGCUGUACGCGUGCCGAAACUGCGAUUACCAGCAGGAGGCCGACAACAGCUGCAUCUACGUCAAUAAGAUCACGCACGAAGUGGACGAACUGACCCAAAUCAUCGCUGACGUGUCCCAGGACCCCACGCUGCCCCGGACGGAGGAUCACCCCUGUCAGAAGCUCCCGCGGGCUUUGGCUGCAAGUCCUGCCCGGUCGGCUCGGACCUGGCGCCCCCGACCUGCUGCUGAUCUCGCCCUUCUCUUCCAGGUGUGGACACAAGGAAGCCGUGUUUUUCCAGUCUCACAGUGCACGAGCUGAGCCACGAUUCCUUCUCAGUCGCCGCGUCCUCCGGUCUCCUAGGACGCCAUGAGGCUGUACUACGUGUGCACCGCUCCCCACUGCGGCCACCGCUGGACCGAGUAGACGGCUGGCGUUGGAAGGCAGCGGUCUUCAUCGUCUGAAUCUCCGGGUCCCUCGUGGAGCGCCCUCGGCACGCUUCUCGGACUUGAGUUGGGUGCAUUUAGUUAAUUAAAAGGUUUUCUAUUUUUUCACGUGA
This is a messenger RNA of Alligator sinensis (Chinese alligator), 772 nucleotides long. It is a transcript of the gene POLR2I, whose product is annotated as RNA polymerase II subunit I. The record is from RefSeq and is a predicted model, not a curated record. Gene Ontology annotation, cellular component: RNA polymerase II, core complex. Lineage: Eukaryota; Metazoa; Chordata; Crocodylia; Alligatoridae. Gene Ontology annotation, biological process: maintenance of transcriptional fidelity during transcription elongation by RNA polymerase II; transcription-coupled nucleotide-excision repair; transcription initiation at RNA polymerase II promoter. Gene Ontology annotation, molecular function: nucleic acid binding; zinc ion binding; DNA-directed RNA polymerase activity. The transcript has 6 exons. The coding region runs from base 133 to 534 and encodes 133 amino acids.